GAGGUGGCCAGAGGCAGGAGGCGCGGGCCUUUCGCUGUGUAACUUUCAAGUUUCCCGGACGCCGCUCCGCGGGACCAGGUGGAGCCAGACAACUUCCUCCGGCCGCGCCACUGGCUUUUUACCCCGCAGGAACGUCUGUCAACGCUGAUGCCCCAUGACCCUGUGGUCAGGAGAGUCCUGCAGGAAAUGAGUGGCCGGCCCGAGGCAGCUGGGGAGGUGGCCGGGGCUGCCGCUGCUUUUGCCAGAGACAGCUCCCCCCGGGGACCUCUUCAAGGGACUCGCCCACAGCCUUUACAUCCCCUGGUGUCUGGGGUGCCAGGCGUGAUGACUGACUCCCCAUUCCUGGAGCUGUGGCAGUCCAAGGCGGUGUCCAUCCGGGACCGACUGGGCAUCGGGGACCAGCCCAAUGACGCCUACUGCUACAACUCAGCCAAAAACAGCACCGUGCUCCAGGGGGUCGCCUUCGGUGGCAUCCCCACUGUUCUGCUCCUGGAUGUCAGCUGCUUUCUGUUUUUAAUACUGGUGUUUUCCAUCAUAAGAAGAAGAUUCUGGGAUUAUGGGCGCAUUGCCCUGGUGUCAGAAGCAGGCAGUGAGUCCAGAUUCCAGAGAUUGUCGUCAUCUUCCUCGCUAGGGCAGCAAGACUUUGAGAGUGAGCUGGGAUGCUGCCCCUGGCUGACGGCAAUCUUCCGGCUGCACGACGACCAGAUCCUGGAGUGGUGUGGGGAGGACGCCAUCCACUAUCUGUCCUUCCAGAGGCACAUCAUCUUCCUGCUGGUGGUGGUCAGCCUCUUGUCCCUGGGCGUCAUCCUGCCCGUCAACCUCUCCGGUGAUUUGCUCGACAAAGACCAUUACAAUUUUGGGAGGACGACAAUAGCAAAUCUACGGACUGACAACAACCUGCUCUGGCUGCAUACCAUCUUCGCUGUCAUUUACCUCUUCCUCACCGUGGGCUUCAUGCGGCACCACACCCAGUCCAUCAAGUACAAAGAAGAGAACCUGGUGAGGCGGACCCUGUUCAUCACAGGACUCCCCAGACACGCCACGAAGGAGGCUGUGGAGAGCCACUUCCGGGAUGCGUACCCCACGUGUGAGGUGGUGGAGGCCCGGCUGUGCUACAAUGUGGCCAAGCUGAUGCACCUGUGCCAGGAGAGAAAAAAGACCGAGAAGAGCCUGACCUACUACACAAACCUGCAGGUGAAGACAGGCCAGCGGACCCUCAUCAACCCCAAGCCCUGUGGCCAGUUCUGCUGCUGUGAAGUGCAGGGCUGUGAGUGGGAGGACGCCAUCUCUUACUACGCGUGCAUGAAGGACAGGCUGGCGGAGAAGAUCGCGGAGGAGGAGUGCAGGGUCCAGGACCAGCCCCUGGGGAUGGCCUUCGUCACCUUCCAGGAAAAGUCCAUGGCCACCUACAUCCUCAAAGACUUCAACGCCUGCAAGUGCCAGGGCCUGGGGUGCAAAGGCGAGCCCCAGCCGUCCUCCUACAGCCGAGAGCUCUGCAUCUCCAAGUGGACAGUUGCCUUUGCCACUUACCCCGAGGACAUCUGCUGGAAGAACCUCUCCAUCCAGGGCCUCCGCUGGUGGUUCCAGUGGCUGGGCAUCAACUUCACUCUCUUCUUGGUGCUGUUUUUCCUGACCACGCCCUCCAUCAUCCUCUCCACCAUGGACAAGUUCAAUGUCACCAAACCCAUCCACGCACUGAAUGACCCAAUCAUCAGCCAGUUCUUCCCGACGCUGCUCCUGUGGUCCUUCUCAGCCCUGCUCCCAUCCAUCGUCUACUACUCCACGCUGCUGGAGUCUCACUGGACCAAGUCGGGGGAAAACCGCAUCAUGAUGACCAAGGUCUACAUAUUCUUGAUCUUCAUGGUGUUGAUCCUGCCCUCCCUCGGCCUCACCAGUCUGGAUUUUUUCUUCCGGUGGCUCUUUGACAAAACCUCCUCCGAGGCGUCCAUCAGACUGGAGUGCGUCUUCCUGCCGGACCAGGGCGCCUUCUUCGUGAACUACGUCAUCGCCUCGGCCUUCAUUGGCAACGGCAUGGAGCUGCUGCGGCUGCCUGGACUCAUCCUCUACACCUUCCGCAUGAUCAUGGCCAAGACCGCUGCUGACCGCAGGAACGUCAAGCAGAACCAGGCCUUCGAGUUCGAGUUUGGAGCCAUGUAUGCGUGGAUGCUGUGCGUCUUCACUGUCAUCAUGGCCUACAGUAUCACCUGCCCUAUCAUCGCGCCAUUUGGCCUCAUCUACAUCCUGCUCAAGCACAUGGUGGACCGGCACAACCUCUACUUUGCCUACCUCCCAGCCAAGCUGGAGAAGAGGAUCCAUUUCGCGGCUGUGAACCAGGCCUUGGCUGCUCCCAUCCUGUGCCUCUUCUGGCUCUACUUCUUCUCCUUCCUGCGCCUGGGUCUGACGGCUCCUGCCACCCUGUUCACCUUCCUGGUCAUGCUGCUCACCAUCCUGGUCUGCCUGGCCUACACCUGCUUUGGGUGCUUCAAGCACCUCAGCCCUCUGAACUACAAGACAGAAGAAUUGGCAAGUGACAAAGGAAGCGAGGCGCAGGCCCACGUGCCCCCACCAUACACACCCUACGUGCCCCGGAUUCUGAGCGGCUUGGCCUCCGAGAGAACCACCCUCUCCCCACAGCAGCAGCAGACGUAUGGAGCCAUCCACAACAUCAGCGGGACCGUCCCUGGGCAGAGCCUGGCCCACAGCCCUGUGGACAGCAUGGCGGCGGCCUACCAGCAGGCCUGAGGGCGGGCGAGCCACUGGGCUGGGCCAGGCUCGGGGAGCCGGGAGGUGAGCGGUCCCAGGUGCCGAAGUAGCUCGACCUUGACUCCAACCAAGUUCAGGACUUCCGUCCACCUUUUUAAAGCUCCAGUGCUCUGACGAAAUGGAACCAGCCAGGAAAGGACUCUGACCCUUGGUUUGGGGCAGGACUGCCAUCCGGUGGUGCUUUCAGGUCCCAGCAGUGGGCAGGGGACCAGGUGCAGCUCCCUACCCUCGGGCUCUGCCCAUUUCCCACUCCACCUCGGCAGGGUCCACCUCUAUAGCGGGGUGAUGUCCCCGUAAUUUUUAGCAAGGUCGUGUGUUGGAAUGGUGCCCCUCCCGGCCGGUUGGCUGGGGCGACUCUCAGGUACUAGGGAGAAUGUGACAGGUAGAAGAACUCCCCUCUGAGCACACAGCCUGCACCGACCCAGCUGAUAACCAAAGAGCUGCAGCAGGCCCAGGCCUGAGGCGGGUUCUGGCAGGUGCUCGGGGCCAUUCUGGCUACCGCCGCCCGCGCCCUGCAGUGAGCCGUGUGCCGCCGGCCCGUCCCCAGAGCGAGCAGCGGGGAGCAGCACGGGCAUGGCCGGUGCAGGCUCUGCUGGCUCACACGCCGCCACCCCCCUCUGUGGUUCCCUGUUUUUGUAUCAUGUGGCCAGUGACAUGUGGUUGGCUCAGGGUCACCCCGCAGCAGUCAGGGACAAUGUGAACGACUAAUAAAGUGCCCAUU
Pteronotus mesoamericanus is the source of this 3484-nucleotide messenger RNA. It is a transcript of the gene TMEM63A, whose product is annotated as transmembrane protein 63A. Lineage: Eukaryota; Metazoa; Chordata; Mammalia; Chiroptera; Mormoopidae. The transcript has 25 exons. Gene Ontology annotation, molecular function: calcium-activated cation channel activity; nucleic acid binding. The record is from RefSeq and is a predicted model, not a curated record. Gene Ontology annotation, cellular component: plasma membrane. Bases 148 to 2742 code for a protein of 864 amino acids.